UGUAAAGCAAUUUUUUUUUCUUUACGUGUAAAAGAAAUAAAUUACUCUUAGUAUUUUUAAUUUUUUUUAAAUAUGGCUGAGGAAAUAGACGACAAUGAGUUUUUCAAACAAGAUUUUACAACGGCAUCCGAGUGGGAAAUUUUCAAUGCUCGCUUGGAUGAAAUAUUUUUGGAUUGGAAAUUGCCAUAUAGAUCGUGCAGAAGAUCUUUUAAGAAAAAUGAAUUAUUUUUAACCAGUUGGGAAACACGUUCUGAAAAUAUAUUUUUUGCUGAUGUAGAAAUGAUUGUUACUUACUAUAAAGCAAGAAUUUUUGAUGAGGAGGAGGAAAAAAGCAAUUUAGAAAAUGAAAAAGUGCCAUCUUCUGCUGAAAAAACUUCUCCAGAAAGCCAGUCAAAAGAAUGCCAAACUCAUUUAGAUCUUAUGAAUUUCGCUAAUAACUUUUGCAUUUAUGAAGCAAACUCAUCUCGUAUUCAUCCAUUAGCAAUGUGGUACGGAUUGCGUGAGUUCGUUGUUAUAGAAAUGGCAAAUGGAUCUCUGCUUAAUGAAAGUCAAUUCAAAGUUCUUCUAAGCUCUGCUUGUAUUAGUGUUAAUGAAAGUAACACAGAUGUUCCUGUUUUUAUUCGAGUGAUGGAGAAGCAUUUGGAUGUCUUUUUAGGAGUUAGUGAGUCUCCAUCAAUUCGUAUUAAUUUUAGUAUAGUGGCUUUAGAGAAAACUCCACCAACGUGUCGCUAUUUAUCAGACCUUUUGUGUAUGUUUAAAGUGAAAAUAAAGAAUACAUAUCUUGAUCCAACUGCGGUUACUGUUUCGGUUCAAUUAACGUAUUCACUCAAGGAUUUUGCAAAUCGAGAUUUUUUUUUGAAAUGUAAAAUACCUUUUUCAUCUGAUCUGGAAGACAGUCCAGUCGAAGAAGUAAAAUUCAAAAAUGAAGGUACAAAAUUUUGUGUUUUACCUUACGGUGUAUCAAUUGAUCCAAUAGAAGAGCUUGUUUUACAUUGUACGUGGCAGGAAAUUUCAGAAAAUGUAGUUAUAGAUUCUGCAACAUAUUCAGAACUCAAACCGAUGUUAGCACCAUUAUGGUCAAUUCGAAUAAAUAUAAAAAACAAACGAAAUAUUCCUAUAUAUUAUUUAACAGAUGCUUUAGAAGAAUUUUUGAAGUUACAUGAGAAUAAUAAAAGAAUAGGAAAUAUUUUAGGUAGUUCAUAUGAUGUCGCGAGUUCUCAAAAUUUUAUUGAGGGUAAUCCACUUAAUUUGUUGACAGAAUCUAAAAUUCCUAAUCUGAAAAGUGUUUUGGAGGAAAUGGAAAAUAAAAAAAAGAGUAAAAAGAAAAAACAAUUAGAUGGACCAUUGAAAGAAAAAGAGUUAAUUCAAAUGUUAUAUUAUAUGUUUCCUGAUGCACAAUCAGAAUCUGAAUAUCCUUACGAUGAAUUUGAAGGAAAAUAUAGUUUUGAUCCUUGGAAAAUAAAAUCAGCUAUUCCGGACUCUCUUUUGUUUCGAUUAAGUUCUCUAUUGGCUACAGUAAAUAUGUAUUUUAGUGGUUUGUCAGCAGUAGCUCAAUUAUGGGCAGAAUUCACUCAAGAGAUGCGAUAUAGAGUUGAACGUUGUAUUGAAAUACCUGGUGUUGCCCCAGGAUUUCCAGAUUCACGAACAUGUUUAUUACAUCAAAAAUUACAAAUGUUAAAUAUUUGUAUGGAACGUCGUCGUGUACGUGAAGGUAAUUUACCAUUUUCAAUGAUCGAAAAAAAAGGUAUACGAAAAAAUUCAAUGAAAAAAGAUGAAGAUUCGGAUGAAGAAUUUUAUGAUUGUGAUGAUGAUAAUGAUAAUAAAGAUUCAGAACGUCAUGAAUUAUAUAAUAAACCGGAGGGAAGACUUGAAAAACUUAAUGAUUUAACAUUAAUUGAUAGCGAUGAAGCAUUAUAUAUUCCAAUAACACAAGAUCCUGUACCAAAAACUGAAGAUCAAUUACAUGAUGAUGCUGAAGUAAUGUUAAAAUUAGGACCAGGAUCAGAAUUAUGUGCUCAAAUGAUGACUGCAUCAUUACUUUCUGAUAUGGAAAGUUUUAAAGCAGCAAAUCCAAGUGGAAAAUUAGAAGAUUUUAUACGAUGGUAUAGUCCUAGAGAUUGGAUAGUUGAAACAAAUGAGAAUGGUGAAACAAUUGGUCAAUUAAGUCAAAGAAUGCAAAUACCUGGUAAUACAUGGCAAACAGUUUGGAAACAAGCAAAACCGGUUCCUGCUAGAAGACAAAAACGUCUUUUUGAUGAUACCAAAGAAGCAGAAAAAGUAUUACAUUUUUUGGAAACAAGAACAAUUGGACAAAUUUGUGAAUUAACAAUAUCUACACUAUUUCAUUCAGCUAUUAUUAAAUUACAGGAUGAACUAUCUAAUUCACAAUUUAGUGAAUUUUUUAAAGAUAUUCAGGAUAAAUUUAAUGAAAAUCUUUGUAAAAUUUCUCGUGAACCAUGGAAUUUAUUAAAUGAAGAUUCUGCUUUACCUUUAACGAUUCCAUCUCCAAAAAAAUGGGAAUUACUUUUGAAUGAAAUGAUGAUUUUAGAACGUUCAAUUUUACAUUCCAGAAGUAUUAUAUAUAAAUUAUUUAAUAAUACAGAAAAUUUAAAUGAUAAUCAGAAAGAAAUCCUAAAAGAACUUUUAAAAGGAUAUGAUGCUGAAUUAAAUGGUGGAGCAAAAAAUUUAACAUCAGUAGAAGUUUUAAGUUUAUUUAGUGAAUCAAGGGAAUUAAAAAAUGAAUUUAAUACUGAUAAAGAUGCUCCAACACAAUUGUUUUUACCAGAACCAGUUUGUAAAGAAUAUAUUUUACGUGUUAAUAGUAAAACAACAACAAGAGGUGUUUGUGGACCACAAUUUUUAAGAGCAAUUCUUGACAAAAAUAUGCGUCUAUGUGGUGCUUUUUCUGAGAAUACAACAUUUGUUUAAACAAAAUAUUAUAAAAAUUAAAGAAGUUCGAAUAAUGUUCGAUGGAUGAAAUUCACUCUAUAAGCUUUUUAAAAACAUGCAGGAUAUACAUAUAUUAAAACUAGAAGAGUUGGUAGAAAACGUGACAGUAUACUCCGUAUAAUGGUGCUUUAAAUGUGAAAUUAGUUUUUACUUUUUGAUAAUUUCUGCAAUACAUUGGUGGCAGCUUCAUUAUAUCAUAAAAAUUAGUAUAUAAAAAAAUAUAAUUUUGUUGUAUGUACCGUAUUUAUAAAAAUAGUUGUUGUAAGCAUAAAACUCUUACUUUUUAUAUUUAACAUUUAUUAUUAUUUUUUUUUUAUAUUUAAUCCAAUAAAAUUUUUGAAAGUAAAAGUAAAAAAUAUUUAUUUUCAUUACAAUGAAAAUUUCCUUGCAUAGUA
Molecule: messenger RNA, 3344 nt
Organism: Condylostylus longicornis
Lineage: Eukaryota; Metazoa; Arthropoda; Insecta; Diptera; Dolichopodidae
Gene: Rab3GAP1
Product: rab3 GTPase-activating protein catalytic subunit
Exons: 7
Coding region: 73-2928 (951 amino acids)
Biological process (GO): positive regulation of GTPase activity
Molecular function (GO): GTPase activator activity
Source: RefSeq, a predicted model, not a curated record